[Torrubiella] hemipterigena is the source of this 384-nucleotide messenger RNA. NCBI's taxonomy places the organism in Eukaryota, Fungi, Ascomycota, Sordariomycetes, Hypocreales, Clavicipitaceae. The record is from the annotation of a GenBank genome assembly.
AUGUAUUUCUUCUUCGCGCUCGUUCUGUUUCUUGCAGUAUCGGCCGUCGGCUUAUACCUGACGCGAUCCCGCUGGCUUCACAUCAUCCAGGAGCUUCAGCUUCCAGGCGCCAACUAUCUUUAUUCUCGCCUCCCAACCAGCUUCGCGGACGACAUCGAAGCAGGACUCUCCAGCAGCACAUUCGAUCUUUCAGGAAACGUUGAAGGCGGUGACAGUCGAGCAGGUCUCGACGAUGCCAGCAAGCGAGAGGUGCUAAAGAUCAUGAAGAAGCGCCGCAUGACAUUCGACCAGGCUCGCAAGGUCUUCAUGGAGAGCAGAUUCAAGGCCAACAAUAUUGGACCCGACGGUCGCCCAAGAGACCCGAAAUUCGUCAGCUUUUCAUAG